AUGAACAUAGCCUCACCAAUGCCAUUAUCUUACGAGCUCUUCAAGCCUAACAUUAUUCUUGUGGCAGCCAUUCUCCUCACUAUUCUAGCUUUGCAUUUCCCCCCUAAGCUUCGCCCCUUUUUUCUUCCUCCAGCAUGGCUUCUCGCAGCUUGGUCAUUUACCUCUGUUCAAGGCAGCACAACCUCUGGAGGGUUAAUCGGACUCGAAUCCUACACUGCAAUAACAUGCAUCAUCCAUAUGCUAAUUCUUCCUCGGAUCUUAUACUUCGAAAGUCAUUCAUUGUUAUCUAAGACCACGGAGACCGGCAAUCCCACAUAUUCAAAUAACUUUGCUCUGCCACCCAGUAGGCCUAGCCUAUCGGCUGCGUGCUGGAUAUGGAAUAAUCCUCGGCACUUGUCUCGCCAACGACUAGGACCUGGUACAGCACCCUGGCCGAAACUGCUUAAAUUCGCACUCUUCCGCAUUUGCAAGAUCGGAAUCAUCGUCCUUAUUGACAGAGCCUUCGUUCAAAAAGCUAGUGAAUAUAUCAACGCUACUAGUACUAUACUCGAUUUUACCCCGGAUCAAGAGCCGAUUCUACGGCGCCUCUUUGUGGGGGAUGAAGAUGACCCAGUCUCGGGGCACCAACUGCUUCUAAGAGCAUUUGUGUGCGUCUCUUGGAUAUGGACGAACAUACUAAUACUCGAGUCGUGCCACGCUAUACUGUCCUUGCUGUUCGUUGUGACAUUACGAUUUGACGACCCUGAGGAUUGGCCGCCACUCUUUGGUAAUCCGACAGAGGCAUGGACAGUAAGGCAGUUCUGGGGCAGAUUCUGGCAUCGCAUCGCGUCGCCGACCUUCUAUAUAUACGCUAAAAUCUUCUCGCAACGUAUCUUGAAGCUGAAACCAAGUUCGGCUGUUGAUAAGGCAAUAGUUUCGUUUGGAAUAUUCUUCCUAUCCGGGCUUAUACAUGCUAUAACGGCUUGGAAAGUUGGCCAGGGCGAAGCUCGUCGCGAUUUGCUCUUUUUCUGCUCCAAUUAUCUUGCUGUAGGGGGCGAGAUAUUCCUCUCGACCCUUCUUAGGAACUUAGUGCGCAAAACAAAAUUUGAAGAACUACUAAGGGACCUGAGAAUGCGAGUCGCCGGGAAAGCUUUAGGAUUCAUAUGGGUUUUCGCCUGGUUCUUUUGGUCAGCGCCUAAGUGGCUCUAUCCUAAGACUCUUCGUUGGUCUUUGAAGCAGGCAAUUCUACGCUCACGAACAUAAAUAGGCUAUAAUACAUAUAAAUCCUUCAUACUCUUAUCCCAGUGGAUGUAUCUCUACCCAAAAGAACACAACGUUACAUUCCUAUGAUU
This is a messenger RNA of Daldinia loculata, 1331 nucleotides long. RefSeq names its product membrane bound O-acyl transferase family-domain-containing protein. Bases 1 to 1242 code for a protein of 413 amino acids. The transcript has a single exon. Gene Ontology annotation, biological process: lipid metabolic process. Lineage: Eukaryota; Fungi; Ascomycota; Sordariomycetes; Xylariales; Hypoxylaceae. The record is from RefSeq and is a predicted model, not a curated record.